Mesocricetus auratus (golden hamster) is the source of this 3925-nucleotide messenger RNA. RefSeq names its product WD repeat domain 20 (gene Wdr20). Bases 56 to 1810 code for a protein of 584 amino acids. Lineage: Eukaryota; Metazoa; Chordata; Mammalia; Rodentia; Cricetidae. The transcript has 4 exons. Gene Ontology annotation, molecular function: protein binding. The record is from RefSeq and is a predicted model, not a curated record.
CUGCGCGGUGGGCGUGAUCCGGGCACUUAGGGCAGGAUGAACGCUGCUUUCCAAGAUGGCGACGGAGGGAGGAGGGAAGGAGAUGAACGAGAUUAAGACCCAAUUCACCACCCGGGAAGGUCUGUACAAGCUGCUGCCGCACUCGGAGUACAGCCGGCCCAACCGGGUGCCCUUCAACUCGCAGGGAUCCAACCCUGUCCGCGUCUCCUUCGUAAACCUCAACGACCAGUCUGGCAACGGCGACCGCCUCUGCUUCAAUGUGGGCCGGGAGCUCUACUUCUAUAUCUACAAGGGGGUCCGCAAGGCUGCUGACUUGAGUAAACCAAUAGAUAAAAGGAUAUACAAAGGAACACAGCCUACCUGUCAUGACUUCAACCACCUAACAGCCACAGCAGAAAGUGUCUCUCUCCUAGUGGGCUUUUCUGCAGGCCAAGUCCAGCUCAUAGACCCCAUCAAAAAAGAAACUAGCAAGCUGUUUAAUGAGGAAAGACUAAUAGACAAGUCACGCGUAACCUGUGUCAAAUGGGUUCCUGGUUCGGAAAGCCUUUUCCUAGUAGCCCAUUCAAGUGGGAGCAUGUACUUGUAUAAUGUGGAGCACACUUGUGGCACCACGGCCCCCCACUACCAGCUUCUGAAGCAGGGAGAGAGCUUUGCCGUGCACACUUGCAAGAGCAAAUCCACGAGGAACCCUCUCCUUAAGUGGACGGUGGGCGAGGGGGCCCUCAACGAGUUUGCUUUCUCCCCAGAUGGCAAGUUCUUAGCAUGUGUGAGCCAGGACGGGUUUCUGCGUGUGUUCAGCUUUGACUCAGUGGAGCUGCACGGCACAAUGAAGAGCUACUUUGGGGGCUUGCUUUGUGUGUGCUGGAGCCCCGAUGGCAAGUACAUUGUGACAGGGGGGGAGGACGACUUGGUAACAGUCUGGUCCUUUCUAGACUGCCGAGUAAUAGCUAGAGGCCAUGGGCACAAAUCCUGGGUCAGUGUUGUAGCAUUUGACCCCUAUACCACUAGUGUAGAAGAAAGUGACCCUAUGGAAUUUAGUGGCAGUGACGAGGACUUCCAGGACCUUCUUCAUUUUGGCAGAGAUCGAGCAAACAGUACACAGUCCAGGCUGUCCAAACGGAACUCUACAGACAGCCGCCCUGUAAGUGUUACCUAUCGGUUUGGUUCAGUGGGUCAGGAUACACAACUGUGUUUAUGGGACCUUACAGAAGACAUCCUUUUCCCUCACCAACCCCUCUCAAGAGCAAGGACACAUACAAAUGUCAUGAAUGCCACAAGUCCGCCUGCCGGAAGCAAUGGGAACAGUGUCACUACACCUGGGAACUCUGUACCUCCUCCAUUGCCACGGUCCAAUAGCCUUCCACAUUCAGCAGUCUCCAAUGCUGGUAGCAAAAGCAGCGUCAUGGACGGGGCCAUUGCCUCUGGGGUCAGCAAGUUUGCAACUCUGUCGCUGCACGACCGGAAGGAGAGACACCAUGAAAAAGACCAUAAACGAAAUCAUAGUAUGGGACACAUUUCCAGCAAGAGCAGUGACAAAUUGAAUCUAGUUACUAAAGCCAAAACGGACCCUGCUAAAACUCUGGGAACAUCCCUGUGUCCUCGGAUGGAAGAUGUCCCCUUGUUAGAGCCGCUGAUCUGUAAAAAGAUAGCCCAUGAAAGACUGGCUGUCUUGGUUUUUCUUGAAGACUGUAUAGUCACUGCUUGUCAGGAGGGAUUUAUUUGCACAUGGGCAAGGCCUGGUAAAGUGCCAGCAGAGCAGUUCUGCAGGCAGGAGGACAGAGUGCAAGGUAUUCUCCAAGACCAGAACUAAAGGUGCGGCAGCUCCAGAAGAGGGCGCUGGAGGGCGGGCUCCUUCCUCCUCGUGCUCUGCAGACAGAGGUGGUGGGGUAAAAUGGGGUUGUGUCAUGGUGGUUCCUGAGCUCCAAAGAAUGAGGCACAGGACCACCUGCUUCCACAGUAGCCACCCAGAGACAUUUGGGGAGUAUGUUUUUAGUUUUCUCAACAAACUUUGAGCUUCCUCAUCAAAACUCCCGUUUCCCAGUUGAGCAUUUUCAUGAGCAAGAAUGUCUCUGGUAACUAGCCCCUGGAAUAAAACAGCUUUUGUCAAGAAGAGGCUCUUAGAGGCAGAGGUCAAGUCCACGUGGUGUUGUCCAGAGUCCUGCUGGGCCCCAUCGAGGACACCACAGCACAGGUAGAGCCUCUCGUCCGUCCUGCUUGCCCACCACAGGCAGGCAGCCUUUUGGGCCAGCUGCACGGGAGCUAUGGCCAAUCAGCCACACCCAUUCCCACAUUCCUCUUUCUGUGCAUCUGGUGUGAGGAGCUCAGCCAAGGGACUCACCAGCUGCCAGUCAGGCACUGUACUUGGGAGCCACAUACUGGUCCUCCUGUGAGGCCUAGAAGUUGUGCCUUGUUCUAACAGCAGAUGUCCUAGAGAGAAACUGGACUCCUCAUUAACCUGCACAGCGUGAAGAGCUUUUCGUUUGUGUGUUGUUCAGGAGGUCAGGAUGAAGAGAGGAUGCUUCUAGAAAAGCCCAGAGGUGGAGCGAGAAAGAAGCCACAAGUGUCCCAGAGACAUUCUGAAAGUAGGCGUGACAAGGGCUAUAAAACUUCAGUCUCUGUGGAUGUGUACACACAUCCCACCCCAGGUGGUGGCCAGCAGUCCCCUCCCUCCGGUGUUUGUCUUAAAACACCCAAGGUGUAGUUGUCUGACAGCCGUCUCUCCCCAUCCUUCCACACCCUGUGAUACAUUCUGAAUGUUACAAAUUUAACAUACUGCAUCUGUGCUAAAUGAGUGAGUCUGCCUUAGCACAUGCUUGUCCCUCCCUGUGUGCAAGGUCUUCUCUCUGGCGGGAGGGAGGUGUUUCCUUUGUUGAGCAAGCUCAAAGUGUGAGGGUUAACAAGACACUGGGCGUGUAGGGCCAGAAAAGAGUGUUGUGGAAACCCCCAGGGCCACCACCAGUGAUCUGACACUUGAGGGAAAUCUAGAACAGAGCUUAGAGGUGACUUUCCCCGUGGCUGGUGCUGGAAUGCAGGCUAUGCUGUGGGCAGUCGUGGCCGAAGGGUCCGUGGGCCCUUAAGCCACUCAGCUCAGGGCCAGUUGCACACUGAGGCACGUGUGUCCACCGUUGAACCCUAACCCUCACCCACGGAGCCUCCAUGCACUUCUGCGAGGUUUGAUACUGAGUUGAAGGCCUCUGGUUGGAUUUUGGUUUCUAAGGCUGGGGAUGCAUGGACGGGUCACCACACCCACCAGGCCCUGUUUCUGUCCAGAGCAUGCUGUCUGCCUUGGGGCUGCGCCACCACAAAGCUGGCUUAGGUUAACAAGGUGGUGUCCCAGGGAGAGGAGACAUCAGUGUGGCAUUGCCUGCGCUCCUGUGGAAAAAUACUUGUAUUCAACUGUUACCUUGAGACUCAGAUCCCAAGUUCAAUUGUAAGAACACACUCUUCUGAUGGAGCAACUGUCCCAUUGAGGCCGAGUUUUCCAUACGUGCUGCAACUGUUAUGUUACCUUUGUGUCUUGGUUCAAUUCCUGCAUUUUACCUUCUGUGUACUUGGGUUUUAAAGAUUGUUAUUAGGUAACGUUGUGUAAAGUUGUAUGGAUAUUUAUCUUCAGUGAGAGUCAAGGUAAAUGUGUGUUUCCUUUCUUACAUUUUCAUCUGAUCUCUUCACAACUUGAACAAAUUUCAUGAAGAGCCCUCCUGCUGUGAAAUACCAGGAAGCUGAGCUCCUAAUGUUGCAAUAACUAAUGAAGCUUGAAUAUCAGUAUUGUUACUUCUUAAUUCUAAGAACCAUGUUUCUGUCUCAUGGCUUUGUUUUUAGCUGUUCCUUGUCACUGUCACAGCAAAAGAGACUUACCACAUACUUGACAUUCUGGAGGCUGUCCUCUGUAUAUUGACAUUGAAUAAACGUGUGAAUGCAUUGUAAA